This is a messenger RNA of Vicia faba (fava bean), 618 nucleotides long. The record is from the annotation of a GenBank genome assembly. Lineage: Eukaryota; Viridiplantae; Streptophyta; Magnoliopsida; Fabales; Fabaceae.
AUGGAGUUUCCCUCUGCUCUCCAUUUUUUCAGAGUUAAAAUGAAGGCAAAAUAUCCAACCGAAGAAAGGGUACCUAGAGAAUUUAAAACCCUAACCAAUUUGACAUAUUUCACUCGGGCAUAUAACAAGAUGAUUCUUAUUAGGGAAAGAAAGAAGAGAGGUGCAUAUAAUGAAGCAAUCUGUUCAACUUAUAACAAGGAGUUAUGUAUUUCUGUUUGUUGUAUGAUAAAUGAGUUAUCAUCCGAUUUCCUCACCUCUGUGAUAACAGCACUGGAUGCCAUAGGCAUAAAACAUGUUCAUGAGUCACAAACCCAGUAUGUUGGAAUAAACACAUAUGUAUGUCCAACUGAUAACAAAUUAAGAAAAUAUCGAGUUUCAGACGACUAUUCAUGCUGUAAUGUAAGAGGUUUAUUUGAGUUAAUGGAUUGGCCUACAGUACUUGUUUACUUUGGUUGUUGUAUCCUUAUCCUUUACAAUAAGUUUUCCAGUGAGGAAAACUAUAAAACAUGCAUGACAAAUUCUAUUUGCCAACUUAGAGAGAGAGAGCUAGAUGUGAUCCUGAUAUUAAGCUUGAUAUCCCGUUUGAUUUUAAAGAAGCUAACGCAAUCAAAACUAUGA